AUGCAACGGGCCUCUUUGCCCCGCUUGACUCCUCCCCCUCUCACACCAUUGCCCCCGCGCGACUCCCUUCCCCCAUACACCCUCCUCCUCGCCUCCCUCUGUGCCCCUGCCUGCCGCCUCUCCAUGCUGGCCAACGGUCGCUGCGAUCAGGCCUGCAACGUGGCUCUCUGUCACUUUGACGGGGGGGACUGCGCUUGCCGUGGCUCUGGCAGCGGGGGUGUCGGGAGCAGCGUGAGCAGCGGCACUGCUGCUGCUGGUGCUGUUGGUGGGAGUGGAGGGAGCAGCAGUAGUGGUGUCGCUGGUGAUGGUGCGAGUGGGGGUGGGAGCGUGGGAGGAGGAGUGGGUGUGCAGUGGUGUGCGUGCCCCGUGCUGCAGAUUCGGGGUGAUGAUGGAGCCUGCUGUGAGGCAGCAGGGGCGGGGAUGGGAAUAAAGGUGCCAUUCAGUCUGCGCAGGUUUGGCUCCACCAUGCAUUCUCUCGACUCCAUGCGCAGCAGCACCGAUACUGCUCUGCCGCGCGUUGUUUCCGAGUACAACAGGGUACUAAUGGGACUCAUCAUCGUGCAAUACCGUUGGGACUCCGCUGACUGUGCCACGAGCAGGUUCCAUUUCCAGGACUUGUGUGUGAGGGGCGAGUCAUCCAAGGCCUUCGGGGUCAACCCGGUCUUCCUGCCAUCCUCCUCACUUUACAACGCCAACGCAGCCGCCAACACCUCAGCCUACACCAACGAGUCCUUCGCCAACCCCUUUGAGCUCAACGCCAAGGGGCUGCCCUACGGCUUCCAGCAGCUGCCCGGCAGCAGCCGCUUCCCACUGGUGUUUGACGUGAAUCUGGACAACGGGGGGGCCACGCGCCGGCUGCAGUACCUGGUGGAUGGAUUCUUCGUUGACAACUACACGCGCAGCAUCGAUGUCGUGCUCAUCACUCGUAAUGCCAAUGAGCAACUGUUCACAGCCACCAAAGCCACCCUCUCCCUCCAACCGGGUGGCAGCAUGGUCGCUACCUUCCAAAUCCAGCCAGUCAACGUGGAGUACUACGACCUGAAUGAGACAAGCAACGUGAUACGACUCGUCCUGGAGCUGCUGUUCGUGGCCGGCGUGGUUUGGAAUGUACUGGAGGAGGUGAAGGAGAUGAUGUGGAUUUGGAAGGUGCAGCGAAGGUCCUUCUGGCACUACUGGCGGCAGGGGUGGAAUUGGGUGGACUGGCUCUCCAUCUCUGUCCAGAUUCUCUGCAUCUGCAUGUGGAUAUCAAUGGCGGUGUUAUCAGGGCAAAGCUUCAACAUGCAGGCACGAUACAACAUCUACUACACCCUGGAUGAGUACCCGCGCUACUGGGCGCUCCCCAACCCGCCCUCGGGGUAUCUGGCUGCAGUUUCUGCUGCGGACAAACUCGGCAGUAUCAUCAACACCUGCUCUGUCUACUUCGCCCUGCAAGGCAUGAAUGUCUUUAUCAUGGUGCUGCGAGUCCUCAAGCUCAUGGACUUCCAGCCGCACAUGGGCAUCAUCACUCGUUCCAUCCGUGUGGCUCUGCCUUCCAUCCUGCAUUUCUUCCUGCUCGCCCUCGCCAUCUUCCUCGCCUAUGCCACCUACGCAUACCUUGUGUUCGGCAUGACCAUGGCGCAGUUCAGCACGCUAUGGGGAGCCAUGCAGACGUGCUUCUUGAUCAUCCUCAACGACAACAGCGUGCAGUACUUCUUUCAACACAUGGAGAGCUGGCAAUACGUUGCAGCGAUGAUCUUCUGGUUCUCCUUCGUCAUCAUCUUCUUCUUUGUGCUCUUCAACUUCCUCAUUGCGAUCAUCGUCGACGCGUUUAUGGAUGUCAAGGAUGCAGCAGAGAGUGCAUCUGCGAUCUACGAGGAUAUGUAUCUCAUCGUUCUGCGCUUCUUCCGCCGCGUCGCAACACCUUAUAGCGAGUACAGCCGCCUUCUGCGGCACCUCAUUCGCCUGGGAGCCGUGGACACGGCACACACAGUCAUGGAGGUCUCCCGCCUGCUGCAGCACCUCAUUGGCGUGGGAGCCGUGGAUACAGCCCACACGGUCAUGGAGAAGAGCCUAUGGCAAUCGGCCCAGCAGAGCCUUGCUAAGAGCCUUCACCACAGCCCGGCAAGGGAAGGCGGCAGCAGGCAUGUGAGCAGUGGUGGGGGCAAUGGCAACAGCAGCGGCGGCAGUGACAGUAGGGGAAGUGAUAGGGGCAGCAAGAAUGGCAGUAUGGGCAGCAGGGGCGGCAGCAGGGAGGGCGUGAAGGAAUCAUUAGUGGAGGAUGGUGUGGAUGAUGGUGGGUCAAGGAGAGGCGGAUUGGAGGAUGGGCGACAAGGGGGAGGGGGUGUUGGGGAGGAGGGGAAGCUGGGGAUGGAAGGGGGAGAGGCUAAUGCUCUGGUAAAGGUGCAGCCGCGGGGGUUGAUUGAUGGUAAAGUGGUGAUGAGGGUGCAAGGGCAGGGGAUGGUUGACACAGAGGGGAUGAAUGCAGGUGUGAGUGAGAGAGAGGAGGAGAAGAAGCAGUUGGGGAUGCAAGGGAGACAUGGUAAAGCUCUGGUUAGGGUGCAACGGCAGGGGACGGUGGAAGCAAAGGGAAUGGGUUCAGGCAUGAGUGAGAGAGGGGAGGAGGGGAAGUUGGGGAUGGAAGGGGGAGAUGCUAAAGCUCUGGUACGGGUGCAGCGGCAGGGAAUGGUGGAUGGUAAAGCGGUGAUGAGGGUGCACGGGCUGGGGAUGGUUGACGCAGAGGGGAUGAAUGCAGGUGUGAGUGAGAGAGAGGAGGAGGGGACGAAGCUGGGGACGGAAAGGAGAGACUCUAAAGCUUUGGUAAGGGUGCAGCGUCAGGGAAUGGUGGAUGGUAAAGCGGUGAUGAGGGUGCACGGGCAGGGGAUGUUGGGGUUGGGAGGGAUGUUGGACGCAACUUCUGAGGCGCCUCAGAGGCUGCAAGGGGCAGGGGCGGAAGCUUUCAGAAUGGACACAAUCACUGAGGCGCCUCAAAGGUUGGAAGGGGCAGGGGGUGAAGGUCCGAUCAGAGUGCAAGACGAGGGGAUGGCAGAAGCAGAGAGAAUACAUUUAGGUGGGAGUGAGAGAGACGAGGGGGGUGAGGGUCUUAAGAGAGGCACGGAUGUGGGGGUGAGCAGGCGGAUGAGCAUCUGGUGUCUGGAUUCGCUGGAGGAGAGGCAGCGGGUGGUGGCCGAGGGGGGCAGGCACCUCAACGCCCUUUCCCUCUCUGCUAUUCUGCAACGCGCACUCGCCCGAAAGGUGUGUUGGUGGGAGCAGUGGUGGGUGGGUGGUGUGGGCGGUGCAGGGGGUGAGCAGGCGGAUGAGCUUCUGGCGGGAGGAUUCACUGGAGGAGUGACAGAGAGUGGUGGCCGUGGGGGGGAGGCACCUCAACGCGCUUUCUCUCUCUGCUAUUUCGCAGCGCGCACUCGCGAGAAAGGUGUGUUGGUGGGUGCGGUGCUGGGUGGGUUGUUGCGUGUGGUGGUGCAUGCAGUGAUAGGGAACAUCUUAUCACCUACUGUCCCUCCCUGCUACACCUACCCACCAUCUGGUCUCCAUCGACCUGCUCGCUCUUGUGAAGGUGCUUCUCCCAGAGGCACUUACGCCCACACCUGUCUUCACCCUCUCAACCCCGCACAACCCCAUCCCACCCAACAGCUGCGGUCUGUCCCUCCCCCCUUCACCCACCACCUGGACUCCAUUGACCUCCCUGCACUAGUCAAGCUGCGCUCUGUCCCUCCUGGCUACACCCACCACCUGGAAUCCAUCGACCUGCCUGCACUCGUCAAAGUCCUUCUCUCAGAGGCAGGAGAGAACCUGUCACGCUCCGACCUCAUGGCUCGUGCAAGCUCAGCUGUGGCCAUGUCUCGGCAGAAGCGAGACAUGCUGGCAUUGCAAGAGCGCAUGGGAGCCCUUCAAACCGACCUGACUCAAAGGUUUGAUGUGCUCGAACGUGGAAUUCUGGACCGGUUGCCGAACCAAGGCCGUGCCCAGGUGGUUCGGGUGGUAUCGCCGGACCAGGUGCGGCGGGAGGUGGAUGCUGCCCGGGAGGAGGCUUGGCAGGAGGCCUGGGAGAAAGCUCGGCAGGAGAUUGAGGAGGCUCGGCGGGAGGCACGGGAGGCUCGGGAGGAGGCUCGGCGGGAGCGGGAAGGUUUGGAGAGGUGCUGA
This is a messenger RNA of Closterium sp. Naga37s-1, 4137 nucleotides long. The record is from the annotation of a GenBank genome assembly. NCBI's taxonomy places the organism in Eukaryota, Viridiplantae, Streptophyta, Zygnematophyceae, Desmidiales, Closteriaceae.